Messenger RNA from Labrus bergylta (ballan wrasse), 2756 nucleotides. RefSeq names its product chromatin assembly factor 1, subunit B (gene chaf1b). The record is from RefSeq and is a predicted model, not a curated record. Gene Ontology annotation, cellular component: CAF-1 complex; nucleus. Gene Ontology annotation, biological process: DNA replication-dependent chromatin assembly; nucleosome assembly. Lineage: Eukaryota; Metazoa; Chordata; Actinopteri; Labriformes; Labridae. Gene Ontology annotation, molecular function: protein binding.
CUUCCUCAUUUUUUGUCCAAUCACUGCGGUCCACUCGGCCGGAAGUUUUGAACGAGUCGUACGCGGGAAAUUACUGAGCGCCUCAGCUGGACUACAGAGGAGUUUCAGGUUUAAAAUGAAGGUUGUAACGUGUGAGAUUGCGUGGCACAACAAAGAGCCAGUCUACAGUCUGGACUUCCAGCACAGCUGUGAUGGACGUUUUCACCGACUGGCCACAGCUGGAGUGGACACCACAGUCAGACUGUGGCGAGUGGACACAGGCCCAGACGGGAAAGCUGUGGUGGAGUUACUGUCUAAUCUGGCAAGACACACCAAGGCGGUCAACGUGGUGCGUUUUAGCCCUAAUGGAGAGCUGCUCGCCUCAGGAGGAGACGAUGCAGCAAUUUUAUUGUGGAAGCUCAACGACUCUAAGGAGCCUGAGCAGGCAGCCAUGUUCCAGGAGGAUGAAGAUGCUCAGCUCAACAAGGAGAGCUGGUCUGUGGUGAAGACACUAAGGGGACACAUAGAGGACGUGUAUGACAUCUGCUGGACACGGGAUGGAAACUUCAUGGUGUCGGGGUCGGUGGACAACACAGCUGUUAUGUGGGACGUCAACAAAGGACAGAAGCUUUGUAUUUUGAAUGACCAUAAGAGCUACGUGCAGGGGGUGACCUGGGAUCCUUUAGGCCAGUAUGUAGCCACUCUCAGCUGUGACAGAGUGAUGCGUGUGUACAACCACACCAAAAAGAAGGCUUUUUGUGUCAGUAAGAUGAGCUCCGGGCCACAAGCAGAGGGAGAGGUCAAACAACACAGAAUGUUCCACGACGACAGCAUGAGGUCUUUUUUCCGACGUCUCUCUUUCACUCCUGAUGGAUCUUUCCUGCUUGCACCAGCUGGAUGUGUGGAAAUUGGAGAAAACAUCAUUAACACCACCUAUAUCUUUUCCAGGAAGAGCCUAAAAAGGCCUAUUGCACAUCUGCCCUGCCCAUCAAAAGCGACGCUGGCGGUGCGCUGCUGCCCCGUCUACUUUGAACUGAGGACCAAGAAGGGAGAAGAUGGCUCUAUUCAGCCUCUUCCUAACGUAUUCCAGUUGCCGUACCGGAUGGUGUUUGCCGUGGCGUCUGAGGACUCCAUCUUCCUGUACGACACGCAGCAGACUCUUCCUUUCGGCCUGGUGUCCAACGUCCACUACCACACACUCAGCGAUCUCACAUGGUCUGGUGACGGCUCCUUCCUGGCUGUUUCCUCCACAGAUGGUUACUGCUCCUUCCUGUCCUUCUCUCCCGGGGAACUGGGCACUCCGCUGAAGGAGCCCCCCACCCUGGAGGUCUUUGCCCCCAGCAGUGCUGCCGAGAAAAAGGGCAAGAAGUCGUCGACAGCGAGGACGUCAUCUCCUGUGACCCCGCUGCCGAGCUCAGCCCUGACGCCCUCAUCCCAACCCGGCAAGGAUGUCACCCCCCCAGACGAGAAGAAGAGCACCCCCAGCGGCAAAGCUAAACCUCAGCCCCGCAGGAUCACUCUCAACACCCUGGAGGGCUGGGGGAAGCCCUCCACCCCUAAAGCCGCAGCUCCUUCAGCCCCUCAGACGCCAACGUCUGCAAGCAAAAGCACGCCCUCCACUCCCCAGCCUCGCAUCGCCCCUCUCACCCCAACCAGUUCUUCCACCCAGCCUCGCAUCGCCCCUCUCACCCCAACCAGUUCUUCCACCCAGCCUCGCAUUGCCCCUCUCACCCCAACCAGUUCUUCCACCCAGCCUCGCAUCGCCCCUCUCACUCCCUCCACCCCUAAAGUCCUCAACAGUGCUAAUGCUGCUGGGCCCAACACCCCUAAGGGACCAACAACCCCAAAGGGACCAACACCGAGGCGAGUGUCUUUGACUCCAGUCGCAGUUCGCUCUCCAGCUGUUAGUUCACUCUUCCGCACUCCCUCGUCCACUGAGAAGGCCAAACACGAACGCCCGUCUCCUCCCACUGAUCCAGUCUGCCAGCCCCCAGAGUCCAAACGGCCCAAGACCAGCGAGCCCCCCGCAAAGAGCAGCUCCACCAAGGCUUAGAGUUUACUGGGAUCAGUGUUUGAGUGUGUUGUCCGAUAGGAGUACAUGUACAGCAGAGGAAAAACAGUGAUGGAAGUUUCAGUGAAAAAACAAACAAACUGGGGCUCUCCAUGGAUGAACAACACCACAGUUCUAUAGCACUGUGUUUGUGUUGGAUUAUGUGUUCUUGAUCGAACUAGAAGAACACCACAUAAUGUACUUACUUAUAAAACAGACUGCAGUGAGUAACUGUGAGUUAUCUCUUCUUGUAGUCAUUGUGGUUUUUUGUAUCAUAUAGUAAAUGAGCUGAUGAUGUUACAUUAGAUUUGUUUGGCAUUAAAGUGCUGUUGAAAACAUGACAUUCAGUCUCACUUGUUUUCAGAUCAGUUUUGGGGUUUUGAUGCCUUUAUUCAGUGGAAAGUUUAGAAAACAGAGAGAUGACAUGCGGCUAAGUGAUGAGGGCUGGAAUCUAACCCAGUUCACCUGAUACUGGGUCUCAAAUGGGCCGUGUGAUGCAACAGCUGGGCUAUCGGGCACCUCAAUUCAGUCUCACUUCCUAUCAAAAACAUGUUGAAACUAAAAAUGCAUUUAUUUUUUUUUAAGAAGCAUUUUAGAGAGUACUAAUUUGAGAGUUUAUAAAAUACAAUCUGAGUCUUCACUGUUGAAGCAGUUUAAGUGAAAAGUGUCAAACUUCAGCAUAUUAAGAGUCACUUUUCUUAUUAUGUAAUAAAAGAUCUUUUGAGGA